This is a messenger RNA of Drosophila persimilis, 1051 nucleotides long. RefSeq lists its product as uncharacterized. The record is from RefSeq and is a predicted model, not a curated record. Lineage: Eukaryota; Metazoa; Arthropoda; Insecta; Diptera; Drosophilidae. The transcript is spliced from 4 exons. The coding region runs from base 48 to 995 and encodes 315 amino acids.
UCAUAAACCAAAUUUGUCGAGCUCAAAUUUCUCCAAUCACAGUUGGAAUGAGCUCGGCGGCUAUUCCACAGGAGAAUCCCUCACUACCCCCAUCGCCCUGUCCCAAAAAGAUGGCCAUUGUGCCUCCGUGCAAGGAGAUGCAGCAGGCCAAACGUGACAACAACAAUAAUCAAGAUAUUGAACAGAAGGAAGACAAUGAUCAACACGAAUGUAUCCAGGACAUACUGAAUAUUGGCCCAGGCCCAGGCCCAGGCGCAGGCAAGACGGCCACUCUUCAGGCUCAAAUCACGAUGCCGAUGGAUAUAGAUUCAGAGGACGAGACUAUCCAGGGCAAGCCUGACAAGGAAACACAGGGUUUCGAAAUUUCAAUUUUCACGGACAUAAAGCACGCCAUUCAGGACAUUCAGAACUCGUUAAAUGAAGAUCGCCAGGCCAUGGACUGUCAGGACCAAGACGGCAAGACAGGAAUGCUACUGUUAACGGACACAAAACCAGCAGAAGAGGCGGCAUCCAAGACUCCAAUGAUGAUUCAAAUUAGUAUUUCGUCAACCGCAGUACCCCCACCAGCAGAAGGGGCACCAGCCGAGACUCCUGAUGAGAUUCAUGGCCUCCUUUUGGAGGCCAAGGCAACGAAGCGCAAGGCAAAUACUUAUCAUUAUUAUUACUGUCACUGUCGCUGUUGCUGUCAAACUUUCGAUACGCUCAAGAAGAUGAUUAAGACCCAAGUCCAGACAACAAGCGGGGUCCUCAGCUACAAGGAUCUCACGGCCAAGCUGCGCGAGGAGGCCAAGAGGACCGGCAUUAAGAGUUGGAUGCCCUUCAAGCCUGCCAGCAAGAAGAAAGUCAUCUCCACUCUGAUCAAAUCCCGCCAGACACCCAACCUUGGGCUGUCGGAUGUGCACAAUGUGAUUGCAGGCACUGCCAAACAUCUCAAAUGCAAGAAUUUUAGUUAUAUCUCUUACGAGAACUGCAGGGAUAGUCCGAACUAUUUCUAAUUUGAUAGCAUCUACUGUGUGGACUCUUUUUCCCAUAAUAAAUGAUUGCCAAUCCA